Octopus bimaculoides (California two-spot octopus) is the source of this 2268-nucleotide messenger RNA. RefSeq names its product SNF-related serine/threonine-protein kinase. The record is from RefSeq and is a predicted model, not a curated record. Gene Ontology annotation, cellular component: cytoplasm. Gene Ontology annotation, biological process: protein phosphorylation; intracellular signal transduction. Lineage: Eukaryota; Metazoa; Mollusca; Cephalopoda; Octopoda; Octopodidae. Gene Ontology annotation, molecular function: protein serine/threonine kinase activity; ATP binding.
UCUUUUUUUCUUUCCAGUUUAAUUUCUAGUAUGCUGAUCAGAGAACCAAACCAACGUGCUAGUCUGGAACAAAUAAUGAACCACGCAUGGUUGAAAAGUGGAGAUGUUCCCUACUCAAACAUAAGUGUCACUAUACCUCUGCUGUCUCGAAGCCUCGUCUCUGCCGAUGACCAUACAUACAUCGUGGAACGCAUGAUUGAAGGCAGAAUGGCAACUAAAGAAGAAAUCGCAUUAUCACUGGAAAAAGAUUCUUAUGAUCACAUUGCUGCUACGUAUUACCUCAUGAUAGAACGCAGGUUGAAAGCCAAGCAGGCAGAGACAUCUGCGUCAACCCCAGUGGGGAAAUCAGCUAAUGCUUACCAAAUUCGUAAGAAUUCAGCACCAGCUGAUGGGAAACCCCACUUAGAACCACUUGCCCUUUCUCCUCGAUCUUUUGGCUUGAAUGGAAUUGAUUCCUGUUACAGCAAACCAAUUCUGGCGAAGAAGACAAAAACAGCCCCCCUAGAGAUAGGCAAUGGCAACAGCUUACCACAAAACAUGGGCGGACACUCACCCUGCGACGCCUCCGCCAUUUACUUCAAGAGCCUUACUAUAAGUAUGACACUCGACCGCAAAACUAGUGGCAAGAAAAACUCAGUGGCUGGGGGCCCGUAUAGUAAAGGCUCCAAAGCUCCCCUGCCUCCGGAGACCAUCCCCACUCCCCUGCCUUGUGACAGUGGUGAUGCCCCCUCGUCAACCGAAAAGGCCAGGAAACAAUUCAAACUGUCUAAGAUAGCAAUUUUGAGCUCACUUUUUGAGAAGAAGAGCACGGAAAAGCCGAAAGUCUCUUUUGAUGACAAAGAGAAAUCGAAGAAGCCGAAAUUCCUGAAGAAGAUUACUAGCGGCAUCCAAAUAAAAGAUGAUGACCCUGGGAACUUGAAACACAGCAUUGUGCAGACACUGGUGUCUCCGCCGGGAACAUUGCCAUCGCCAUCAUGCCGCAACCCUUCCAGUCCCCAGAAAACUAGCUUCAACAGGAAAUGUAGCCUGAUCAAAGAGGAGUUGGGAGAUGAUGAUGGAGUGGCCAGCGGGGGGAGUGAAGAGGUCGAAGUGAAGGCAACUCGAUCAGUUGAAAAUUUGUUGGAGUCGAAAAAGAGGGCCGUAGCAUCUGACCCGAUUUAUCAGAUGGACUCCACAUCUGUUCGUCGAGCCCUACACUCCGUGGCUAGCUCUCCUCAAUUACUCAAUCAGAUCUCAGAGGAAAGGGAAUCAGAUGAAGAAGAAGAAAUAUCCGUGUUGCCUUCGUCUGCCUCCAAGACGCUUCACCGAAGCAUGUACAGUUGCCGGCCAAACUUAACUUCUGCCGAGAUGCGCAAGUAUGAGCAGCACAAAAAGCGCAGGGGUACAGGGCAACGGGGCACUAGCUGUAGCAGUUCCGAUGCCAGCGACACAGAGGAGACAGAGAACAUUGCUCGCAAAGACAAACUGAAGCAUAAGUUUGCUACUCGUCGAGACAGCAGCGAUCAUUCUAGUGACAAUGACGGGCCGGGGGGCCUCAGUGCACCAUCGGGGGGCAGUCGUUCGGUUGGACGCAGUAGCAGCAGCAGCACUAGAGGGGAGAGCAAGCAGGGCAGCAAGGGCAGCGACAACAACCACCAAGACAAAUCGUCUGAAAAGAAAGGUCAGAAGGGAUCGGGUGGCAAGAGCUCGAGGGCAAACACAACAACCACCAGUUACAGGAACUGUAGUGAUGGCAACAGUAGCAGCAGCAGCAGCAGCAGCAGCACCACCAAACAGCAGUCGUGUCAUCUGAAUGGGGCAACUGGAUGCUGUUCACAGUUAAUUGAAAAUUUGUGUGAAACGAAGCAGACGGGACAUAACUUUUCGAAAUUGUGUCUCGAAGAUAGGCAGAGCCUUCUUGAGCAGGAUAGUAAAAGGUCCAAAACCAAUAAUCAAAAGGACUUGGAUGUGAAUCUGUUGAACAAACUCAACUCUCACAUUUGGGAAGUGAAGUCUCGUAACAAUAGUGAUUACAAAGAAAUCAAGCAAUCGGCUAAGAUAACACCGGAUGAGAUCUUAUCGAUGUGUUCUUCGGACUGUAACUUGCAUAUACGGAAAGGAAAGAGGUUUGGACGACGGAUCAAGACCGAUAUCAAUCGGAAUGGCUUGAAGCCGAGCAUGUGUAAGCUAUCAAGUUCUUCCAAGGCUAGCCAUUCUAUCAAACUAGAGACAAAAUGUUGCUCACUUGUGUAAAAUAUUAAAAAAAAAAAAAGACAAUAACAACAAAAA